Messenger RNA from Lipotes vexillifer (Yangtze River dolphin), 793 nucleotides. It is a transcript of the gene SEC11C, whose product is annotated as SEC11 homolog C, signal peptidase complex subunit. Lineage: Eukaryota; Metazoa; Chordata; Mammalia; Artiodactyla; Lipotidae. The coding region runs from base 71 to 649 and encodes 192 amino acids. The transcript has 6 exons. The record is from RefSeq and is a predicted model, not a curated record. Gene Ontology annotation, cellular component: membrane; signal peptidase complex. Gene Ontology annotation, molecular function: serine-type endopeptidase activity.
GGUGUUCCGCAGCUGUCUGUAACACCCGGAGCCUGCGGGCCGCUUCGGCCCCCAGAGAAGAGAGCCCGGCAUGGUACGCGCGGGCGCCGUGGGGUCGCAUCUCCCUGCGUCCGGCUUGGACAUCUUCGGGGAUCUGCGGAAGAUGAACAAGCGCCAGCUCUAUUACCAGGUCUUAAACUUUGCCAUGAUUGUGUCUUCUGCGCUCAUGAUCUGGAAAGGCCUGAUCGUCCUCACUGGCAGCGAGAGUCCCAUCGUGGUAGUGCUGAGUGGCAGCAUGGAGCCAGCCUUUCACAGGGGCGACCUUCUGUUCCUAACAAAUUUUCGAGAAGACCCGAUUAGAGCUGGUGAAAUCGUUGUUUUUAAAGUCGAAGGCCGAGACAUUCCAAUAGUUCACAGAGUAAUCAAAGUUCAUGAAAAAGAUAAUGGAGACAUCAAAUUUCUGACUAAAGGAGAUAAUAAUGAAGUUGACGAUAGAGGCUUGUACAAAGAAGGCCAGAACUGGCUCGAAAAGAAGGAUGUGGUGGGGAGAGCCAGAGGGUUUUUACCAUAUGUUGGUAUGGUCACCAUAAUAAUGAACGACUAUCCAAAAUUCAAGUACGCUCUUUUGGCUGUAAUGGGUGCAUAUGUGUUACUAAAACGUGAAGCCUAAAAUGAAAGGCAAUUCCUGGGACCAGACAGAAAUAAAUUCUGUUGAAAAAGAGAAAAGCUAAUAUAUUUGAAAUGUUCCACUUUCUGUAUAAAAGGAAACAAAGUGGAGACGUUUUUGUCUUGUUUGAAUAAACGAUUCAUCAGU